GUUAUCUCAAAGCCCAAGAAACCCUGGAACAGCAAGGCAAACAUACCAACCCUACGGCUCAUAUAAAACACCCACUCCCCAAUCCCCACACUCUACUCCUACUCCGCUCAGCUCUAGCUUCCCCACCACCACCACCACCCCCACCUCGCCGCCGGCCAUGUCGGCGCACGUCGCCGCCGCGCUCCUGCUCGCGCUGCUGCUCGCGCCCUCGGCCGCCACCGACGUGCCGUCGUACCCGCUCUCGCAGGCGCAGUCCCCGGCCAACACCUCCUCGGGCGGCUCCACGUCCCCGCCCUGCCACCUCGACCUCUCCGCGGAGCUGUUCGGCGGCGUGGCCGCGGCGUGCGGCGCGGGGGGCGGGCCCGGCUCGCUCGACCGCGGGAGGUGCUGCCCCGUCCUCGCCGCCUGGCUGUUCGCGGCGCACGCGCGCACCGCGCUGUCCGUGCCGGCCCCGGCCCCGGCGCUCGCCGGGGAGGGCCUCGACGGCGGGGAGGACGAGCCCAUGGUGCCCUACGACAACCAGCGGUGCGUGGACGCGCUGGGGUCCGCGCUCGAGCGGCGCGGGGUGGCGCUGCCCCGCCCGAACGCUACGUGCGACACCGUGCUCUGCUUCUGCGGCAUCCGGCUCCACCAGAUCGGCUCGCUCCGCUGCCCCGCCGCGUUCGCCGUCGGCGGCGGCGGCGCCGCGGCGGCCAAGAACGCCACGCCGACCGCCGCGGUGAAGGAGCUGGAGAAGAGCUGCCGCAACGCCUCCUACGCCGGCUGCUCCCGCUGCGUCCAGUCCCUGCAAAAGCUGAAGGGGAACGUGAGCCGGGAGGUCGCCGGCGGCGACCGGGCGCGGCGGAUGCUGGGGCGCGACUGCCAGCUGAUGGGGCUGACGUGGCUGCUGGCCAAGAACAAGACGGUGUACAUCCCCACCGUGUCCGCCGUGCUGCGCGCCAUGCUCUACAGCGCGCGCCCCACCGAGUCGGCGGCGGCCGGCGGCGCGCCGCCGCGGUGCAGCCCGGACCAGGAGAACAUGCCGCUCGCCGUCGACUCGCUGCAGUUCGAGCGCGCCAGCGCCACCAGCUCGUCCGCCGCCGCCACCGUCCUCCGCGGCGGCGGCGCCGGUGUCGUCGUCAGCCUGCUGCUCGGCUGCCUCGUAGUCUUCGAUGUGUUCUUGUAAAUUAAGGGUGGCAACUGAUUAAUUUAAGAACCUAAGCCUUGUCGAUAAUCGAUAGUGUUUAAUUUUGUAGGCGUUGUUAGUUAAUUAGUAGCUUCUGUUGCAUAGUAUUAGUGAGCCUGCGGAUUAGCAGACGUGGCAUCGGAUGCUAUGAGAGUGAGAUGUGAUUUGGCAGUGUUUAUGCGUCUCUAAA
Messenger RNA from Oryza sativa Japonica Group (Japanese rice), 1355 nucleotides. RefSeq lists its product as uncharacterized. Lineage: Eukaryota; Viridiplantae; Streptophyta; Magnoliopsida; Poales; Poaceae. The record is from RefSeq and is a predicted model, not a curated record.